This is a messenger RNA of Nipponia nippon (crested ibis), 933 nucleotides long. Lineage: Eukaryota; Metazoa; Chordata; Aves; Pelecaniformes; Threskiornithidae. The record is from RefSeq and is a predicted model, not a curated record.
AUGUCCCCAGCGCAGAUCCAGGGCACUUUCACCUCUCCCCCAUGCCCCAAACCCAGCGGGACGGGGCCUCAGAGCCCCUCGGCCGCUCAAGGAGGAGGAUUUGAGACAACUGCACUGAACUCAGAAAUGCCUAAAGGGAGCAAGAGCAACCCCAAGGGACCAGCUCUGCAACUCCACCCAUCAGCAGCGGGAGGGUGAAGGUCUCCCCCCCGCCUUUUGGGGAUUUUCGGUGCUGCUUUCGGGAUUAACUUGCAACUUAGUCACAGCAGCAGGGCCGUUUUAUGGGGCACAAAUCGCGGUGAGCAGUGCCGCAAGGCUGAGCAGAAGAGCGGGCGAGUGCAGGAAGGGAGGCGUCUGCGGGCGAAUGACUCUGAGUUAAAUUUCCGCAUUUCGGACAAAGCUCACCCUGGUUCUAACUCCUCCCGUCCCUCGGUGCCGCAGGUUGGUGGCUUUGCCUGGGAGAACUGUGGCGACAGCAGGAACCCCGUGGUGCUGCAGAGCCUCUCCGUGGCGCCUGACCCCAUCAGCAUCCCGGGGAGCCUGCGUGUUAGUGCGGCCGUCAGCAGCAGCAAGACCAUGGCCUCCCCUCUGAAGGUGGUGCUGGUGGUGGAGAAGGCGCUGGGUGACCUCUGGAUCCAGCUGCCCUGCAUCGACCAGCUGGGCAGCUGCACCUACGACGACAUCUGCACCAUCCUCGACAACAUCAUCCCGCCCGGCACGCCCUGCCCGGAGCCCCUGCUCACCUAUGGCAUCCCCUGCCACUGCCCCUUCAAAGCGGGCUCCUAUUCCCUGCCAGCCAGCGACUUCGUCCUGCCUGACGUGGAGCUCCCUGCCUGGAUGACCAAUGGCAACUACCGUGUCCGUGUGGCUGUCAGCAAUGGCGGGGAGGAGCUCGCCUGCGUCAAGCUGGCCUUCUCCCUGCAGUCCCAGUGA